UUAAUGAGCUGCCUGCCAAGCUCUUCGCUCAUCCUGAACGGUGCACGAGUGGCUCUGCAUAUUGCGUGAGGGGGCGGGGACCAGGUAAACACAUUGCAACUUUAUACGGGGUUUUCCUGCUUUGCAAGUCUUUCACUCUGGAGCAGUUUUGUCGGAGCGUCCCCCCGGCCAACCUGAAAGGGGCGCGGGUGAAGCGGAGAGGAAGGGCAAUACAUUGCGGAAAACCUCUUCCCUGCUGCUCUUGUAUUGGAGCUAAGCGUCAGCGGCUCCCUGCCCCCGAGAGGCGUGGUUGGAGCGAGGGGUGAGUAAGCAGCGAAGCAGUAGCCAGCCCUGAUUGCUUUGGAAAAUUGCAGCCUGGGGUGGUGGAAGCAUUUGCUGGGGAGCUUGGCCCUGCACGUGAUUUCCAGGAACCGCCACCCUGCUGCUGCUGAGUUUCACUUUUCCCUGCCAGGUCCGCCUCUUCCGCUGCCAGCGGAGCGGGUGUGGUGUGUUACCGAGCAUGCUCGGUGCACCCGAAGUAACAUAGCUCUGCAGGGAGCAGUUUCCUACACUACCCCGGCCAUGGCGGAGCUAGUGCGGGCGCCGUCCGUGCCCUCCCUGGCCGGGCUGGAAGAGGAGCUCACCUGCUCCAUCUGCCUGUGCCUCUUCGACAGCCCGGUCACCACGCCCUGCGGCCACAACUUCUGCGGGCCCUGCCUGGACAUCACCUGGAGCGGCCUCCUGCAGGGCUUCAGCUGCCCGCAGUGCCGGGCCAGCUUCCAGCGCCGGCCCGAGCUGCAGAAGAACACGGUGCUGUGCCGGGUGGUGGAGCAGUUCCAGAGCACCCAGCCCGCGGGCCCGGCCGAGGAGAAGAGAGGCCGGGACGGGAGCCGCUCCGAGGUGGCCUGCGACAGCUGCCUGGAGGCCGCGGCGGCCAAGACCUGCCUCACCUGCAUGGCCUCCUUCUGCUCGGAGCACCUGCGGCCCCACCAGGAGAGCCCGGCGUUCCGCGACCACCAGCUGUGCCCGCCGCUGCGGGACCUGCAGCAGAGGAAGUGCCAGGAGCACAACAAGCUGCUGGAGUUCUACUGCCGGGACCACGCCAGCUGCAUCUGCUGCGUCUGCCUGGUCAGCCACAAGACCUGCGCCACCGGCCCGGUGCAGGAGGCCAAGGCGGAGAAGGAGUCACAGCUGAAGAACAGACUGACGGAGCUGUAUAAUCAGAGCGAAAAAGCUUCUCUGGCACUGGAUGAAGUGAGGGUGCUGCAAAGAGAAGCCAAUGAGACAGCUAACCGAAAGAUGGAUUUGCUCAGGAGUGAGUUCUUGGAAAUUAAAGCUUUAAUAGACCAAGAAGAAUACCAGGCAAUGAAGAAGGUUGCAGAAGAGGAAAAGCGAGUCUCUGAUAAGUUUGAUUAUGUCCAUAACGUCCUGGGAAAGAAGAAAAAUGAAAUUCAGGUCAUCAGGGACCAGAUUGAAAUGGCACUGACUGAAGAUGAUGAUAUUGCAUUUUUAAAGAACGCAGCGAAAUUGCGACACACUUCAACCAAAGAUGUUUUCAUCCCCAGAAUUGAUCUGGACCAAAACUUGAUACACACCAUUUAUCAAGGUGCCUUUUCCCUUAAAGAAAUAGUGAAACAAACAGUGACUCAACCACAGGAGAAGAAAAUGGAAGCAGGUGGACAGUCCAGACCAAGUGUGGAGGAGAAGGCAACUCCACAGUGGAAACCUAAGGCUUUUCAAAUAAACUCUUCAAAUAAACUCUCAGCAUUUGGAAGAAAAACUGUUGGAUCACACGCUCCAAAAAUAGGUAAAGCCCCUCAGAAGCCUCAGCCGGAGUUGAGUGAGGAUGCAGACACCAGGGAUAAAAGAAAACCUGCCAAAUCUGCACCAAAUACUGUGAAUCCAUGUGCAACAUCUCUGGAAAGCUUUUUAACGAAAUCGAGAGAGGAGCUCCUGGAGUAUGCUGCUAAAAUCACGCUGGAUUUCAACACCGCUCAUAACAAAGUGCUGUUAUCAGACAGAAACACCAAGAUGUCGGUCUCUGAAAUACCCCAGAAGUAUAGCCCCCACCCUCAGCGCUUCACCUACUGUUCCCAAGUGCUGGGCUUCCAGUGCUUCAAGAGGGGCAUCCACUACUGGGAAGUGGAACUGCAACGGAACAACUUCUGUGGCAUUGGCAUCUGCUACGGGAGCAUGGACAGGCAAGGGGCAGACAGCCGCCUGGGGAGGAACAGCAGUUCCUGGUGCAUUGAGUGGUUUAACUCGAAGAUUUCAGCCUGGCAUAAUGAUCUUGAAAAAUGUCUGCCCAACACCAAGGCCACCAAGAUUGGUGUGCUGCUCAAUUAUGAGGGAGGAUUCGUUAUUUUCCUGGGUGUUGGCGAGAAACAUAACUUGAUCUACAAAUUUAAAGCGCAGUUCACUGAAGCGCUGUAUCCUGCUUUCUGGGUGUUUUCCAGUGGCACUAUGCUUUCACUCUGCCAGUUGAAAUAAUAGGCUGUCACACCUGAAUCUCUUUGCUCAGGGUAUUUACAUCUGCUCGAUCCCUCUCUUUCUCUUUCCGGGAUUCACUAUUGUAGUUCUAGCUUGCUCAUUUAAUUCGAAGCACAUACGUUCUUGCUUUAGCUUGCUGGAUGGCUUUUUCUGGUGGCUGUCUGCUUAUCCAAAACCACUAGACUGCAGUCCUGCAAGUACUGGAAAGUUAGUGGUUAGAAAAGCAAGAUCUACAGACUGGAUUUAAUGCACUAGUUUGACACACAUGAAGAAAGGUGGCGUUUACUGCACACUAAUGUAAAGGAGAGCGAGAACUUUUCUCCGUCUCUAAAAAGAUUUUACCUGUGAAUAGUUCCAGUUUUAUAACUUAAAAAAAUAAGGUCACAGAGGGUAGAAGAGAAAUUCUAUUUUUAAACCUACUAAAUUUAUAAUAAUUAACUUAAGGCACCUGUUUUUUAUAGCAAUAUUAAAGAAGAGAAAUCCCAAAUAUGCCAGAAGGCAACAGCUCCACUGUUCCUCUUUCUACAGAGGGAGACAAAGAUUUUUGGUACACAAUGCAUCAAAUGAAUCUUGGGUCAAGUAGCACCAAUAUUUUUCUGUUUGGGCAGGAAUUUAACUGGCUGUCACAUGCAGUUUGGACGCUGGUGUGUCCCAUUCUUCCCAUCUGAAUUCCUAAAUCCAUAGGUGGAGCACUGAUGACCAUGAAAACUCUCUGAGGUUUUCCCUGUAAUCACUAGAUAGCAAAGAUAGUUCAAGCAAAAGUCUUUAAAAGAACCUGGUUUCUUCUUUUACAAGAGAAAUGGUGGCCAUACAACAAAAUCAAAUGAUUUUCAUGGCUAAACACAAAGGUCAGAUCCACUGACCUCAGUGGGAGUUGGAUUCUGUCCCGAAUGUAGGAAUUUUUUUCUGAAAAAGCCCAGCAUUGUCUCCCUCUGUUGCUUGAUCCCAUCACUAGUUCUAGAGGUUGAUUUUUUUUUUUUGCUGUCUGUUUUCCUGUUGCUCAGGCAGUAGUCUAUAGGCAAAAUACCAGCCUUGCACAGGGAUCGGAGGCCUUUAGAAAUGGUUAAACCUAUGGAAGAUGCUUCCUACACAUGGUUUGUCUAACACUAUUGCCGAUGGGUGUGGGUUGAGUUAAAUAAAUACAAGUCUUUAGCACUGGCUGGUAAAAGCCAAUAUGGGGUAGCAUAUUAGAAUAGAAGACCAGAAACUUCUAAAGGAGACAUGCAAGUAACAGUGAUGUACCCAAGAACCAUGUAUUGAAGCCAAGUGUCUUCAGAAAGAAGCCCUGCAGAAACUCCUCUGUAAUAGCUAGAGUUAAGAAGUUACUGAGUUAUCAUUAGCGUAUCUGAAUUGUCUUGAAGAAAGCUUCGAUGGGAUGGAACAACACACAUUCUGAACAUUUGUGGGGUAUUAAAGAUCAGAAAGGUGAGCAGCGCCACAAACUGCUCCUGCUGUAGAGAUCAAGGUGCUUUUCAACCCCACCAGUUUAAAAAAAAACAAACAGCCCUGUUUGAAAUGAACAGAAUUUUAAAAAAACAGAUCUAGUUUCUUUGCUAUGCCUCUUGGAAUGAAGCAUCCAGUCUCACAUAAUGUAUCAGGGUGCUUUAGUUUUUUAUACUAUGAAGCUCUGCAAUACCUCCUUACGUUUUGAGGAGUCGUGGGAAGAAGUGGAGAAAAACAGUAUGUCUUGGGCUUGUCUAAUAGCAUUAAUGUUCUGGUCACUCACAGCAGGGUCAGAGAAGUUUCUCUUCUGAAGUAUGGCAUUCCCUGAGUACCAAGUCUUUAUGUGCCAUUUAGCCAUGAUUCUGAGCUCAGUACCGUGGCUUCCGAAAGUCUGAAAACUGCCUUCGUGCAAAAUUGAAGCAUCGUUCUGAGUGACGUGUCCUCUUUGGCAUUGAAUCUGCAUGUGGGCUGGUGAACUAGCAACAUGUUGGAAAGGAUGAUAGAAGGAGAAUAUAUUUCUGGCAAUGCAUUUUUUUAUUCUCCUCAUGCAUUGUUUUUACUUUACGUGCUGUGACAUGGGUUUAUUUUGGAACACGUAUAGUAAUUGCUUUGACUCCUUCCAGGCAUCGUAUGCAGUCUAGGAGACCUUUGCUGUAGUUCACAACUAUAAAAUCCUCUGAAACUGGAGAAACACCCAGGGGAUGCAGCUAAAGGUUGGAGAUCUGAAUGUCUUGUGCUGAUAAGUAGGAGUCAUUGAGAGACUUUCCUUGCUAGAUCUCGGUGCUCAGACCAGUCCAUAAAGAACUGUGUGAAGAUGCUGAAACUGACCAAAUAUAUUGACAUGUAAAGUUCUUCAUAAUGGAACUUUGUAUGCCCUGUGAAAUACAAUGCAAAACCACUGUAGGAUUAGAGAGGGGAAAAGUAUCCACUAGAGUUUUGGUGGCAGAAUUUUACAGGGGCUGAAGUUUCGGAAGUGCUUUAGCAAAGCAAAGUAUUGCAGCAUUCCAGCCUGGAUGUUUAACAGCGUGUCAACUGUCUAGUUGUUCAGAGACACCAGAUGUCAAAAAUAGAGUAAUAUUCCUUUGGUCAAAAAGGGAUUUAGUUAAGGAACUAGUGUGACCUCAGUGCUGGAUCACAGUGGGGUUAUUUGGAAUAGCUGUGGUAUUGAAAUAUAGAAUGGGCCAGUUCAUCUUUCCAAAACCAGUUCAGCAGGAAAGCAAUCUGGAAUGCAGGACAAAAGCACUAAAAUAGCUUAGAGAUCAGGAGCUGAUGCUGAGCUGAUCAGAGACAGGAACUUGCUGACUGUGUAGAACUCCUCCAAGGAAGGAAUAUAGAUAAUGUGAAUGUGAACAAUGAGGAGGAAACCAGUGCAGUGCUGGACAAAGCUGGAAACCAAGUAAUUGACAGGAAAAGACAGAGCUUAAUGGUGGUAUCCAGUGUGACUGCCAAGAAGAAAAAAAUGCUUUGAUGGGACAAAAGACCCUUAACGUUGUAUGGCCCAUCAAGAACACACAGAGGUGUGGGAAAUCAUUGGAAAGUGGGUCUCGCUGCUUUCCAUGUGCUGGGUUCCCCCACCUCCCCAUUAAGGUGAUCUCAGUCUUGUUGAAAUAUUCAGGAGUUCUGGGGUCUUAUUCCCCAUAAUGAAUCCUGCUUAUUGCUCAGGAGAGCUUUGGAUUUUUCUUCCUUAAGAAAUGGGCAGUUGACACUUCUUUAAAGAGUCCUACCUUGUAUUCAUUGUAGGUGCUCAUUGGUCUCUUUCCCUCCUAAAGAGUUCUACGUUCUGUUGAGGAAUUCUAGGAUUUUUAUGGGAUCUGGGAUCUUUUCCUUGUGUGAAGUCCUGCACAGAUUUCAGGUGCUGUGGACUUUUAUUCACACAAGUGUUUCUAGGUUUUACACGUGGUCUGGGAGGCACAUGCUCUCCAAUAAAGAGUCUUAACUAGUAUUCAGGCAUUUUGGAUUCCCUUUCACGUAAGGAAUCCUACCAAGUUUUCUGAUGUGCUGGAACGUUAUUCCCCACUGAAGAGUUUAAAGUACUCCCUGUGGACAGUCCCUCUAAGGAUCCCUGCUUUUGGAUGCAUGGGUAUUCUCUAGGCCUGUCUGCCCAUCCUGCAAUGCACCAAAGCAUUAGAGAGCCAUUCUGGAGUAAUCUUCCUGGAAAAGGUCUUGCUGUGCGAUAGCAAUUUUGCAUAUCCCUGUGCUGCCCAGAGUUGUGAGCAGUGGGAGUCCAAUUCUUGUUGUCGAUGCUCUGACAGAGAUCCAAAAAUUGAAAACCACAGUUUGGGGAUCAUUGAUAUGGAAUGUGUGUCAUGCAUUAGCGGGGGUGGACAAACAGACAGCUGUAUUGGUAACUUCUGUUAUCAGGCUAGCUGCAAGACGUGUGGUUGAAAUGUCUAUACUGUUCUUCUCAAAUCAAAUGAGAAACACUUAAUUGGCUGCAUUUGCUAGAAACUGUUCUGUUCACUUUUAAAUCAUGGUAUUUAAUGCUUAGCUUGAUAUGCUUGGAUUACAUUAGAUGGAAUAUCUGUUGUAAAACAGUUGACGUUAGACAUAGCAUAAUAAUUUGAUCAAUUGUUUUCAAUGCAAUCUCAAGAUGAUGCAGCUAAAACCUCAUAGGUAGGGUUUUUUCUUUUCCAAUAAUGGUAUAAAAAUAGUAUCUUUUUGUCAUCAGUUUAAAUACUGAUGAUAGAUAUAGUCAUCCAGUGGAUUACUUCUGUCCAUAAGAAAAGUUCUUUUAAACUUAAUUUUCUAGGAAUUCAGUGUGGAAGAAAGGUGACCCAAAAAGCCAGAAGCAUUUUGGGGAGGGAAUGUGCAAAAAUAUAAUGAGUGGAUGGACACACAUACUCAAAAUGCUUGAAUCUCUAGAGCAUUCUUUGUGCAAUUUCUCUGCAUGUGAAAUUUGUUAACAAAAAAAUCUUGUUGCUAAGAAAAAUGUGUCCAAUUAUAACAAGUUUUAUCGAAUGCAUCUUUGAUUAAAAUUGUCUACAGUAGCUAGAAUAGUUCUGUGAGCCAGUUGAUACUUAUUGUGCUCUCGCUUUUAACACUUAUAUGUAGUGCUGCAUCAAUAACACCUACAGUCUGUUUCAUCAAGGAAGCCUGUAGCCAUGUCUUUGGGAGUUCUAUCCUGUUGUUGGGACUAAUGAUGUACAAGUUGCAUAAUGUGAUAAAUCUAAUCUGUCAUGAUCUUUUAUUGCUUCUGCAGCUGAGUGAAAGUUUUGUGAAUUCAAUAAAGUUUGAUUGUUAUGAAAUGAUUUGUUUAGUGAUUUAAACUGCAGAGGCCUUGCUUCCUGUAAAUGCGGAUGAUAUAGUCCACUGAUAAACAGUACUUGGGGUGUCUUAUAA
Messenger RNA from Chelonoidis abingdonii (Abingdon island giant tortoise), 7251 nucleotides. RefSeq names its product tripartite motif containing 25 (gene TRIM25). Gene Ontology annotation, molecular function: protein binding; zinc ion binding. NCBI's taxonomy places the organism in Eukaryota, Metazoa, Chordata, Testudines, Testudinidae. The record is from RefSeq and is a predicted model, not a curated record.